Molecule: messenger RNA, 841 nt
Organism: Arabidopsis thaliana (thale cress)
Lineage: Eukaryota; Viridiplantae; Streptophyta; Magnoliopsida; Brassicales; Brassicaceae
Product: nucleic acid/zinc ion-binding protein
Exons: 3
Coding region: 1-801 (266 amino acids)
Source: RefSeq, marked reviewed
AUGGGUAGGUGUGUGAGAAGGGAUGUGGCCGAGUGUUCCCGGGUUAUAUCGGAGACUAGAUCGAGUGAUACGGUUGCUGAUUUUGGUCUUGCAGGGAUAGUUGCUCUGUCAGAGCAGGAGGAUGUGCAUAUAGGGGAUGGGAUGAUGAUCGAUUCGGAUUGUGAGGAUGAAUGUGUGAUCACGGGAGUGAGGACGGUGGAGCAGGAGCUGGCUCUGAAGGGACAUGAGAUCGUGAUGGUCCAUGUCUAUGUGAGUGUUCCCACGAGCAGUUCUGCCACACCAUCCUUUGCACUUAACCCGUAUUCAUCGAUAUCCUAUGAGUCAGAUCCGGAUGAGGAUGAGGAUCCACCGGUUUCUCCAUACGUUCCGGAGGCUAUCGAUCACUCUCCCGAUAGCCCUUUUGCACUGUUAUGGGAGGGCAUGUCCCCCAUACUUUGUUUCACGGCUGAAAUGAGGGCUGACGCUAUUCUGACAUUUGACGGGGGCUCCACAUCGGGUAUCCAGAUACCGUUCUGCUUCAUCUUUGGUGAGGAUGUUUAUUACCCGAGGACUAUUCCUGCACCGACUAGUACUUCCCCAUCUCACGUAGCAGGACCAUCAUCCCCACCGAUUCCCGACACGGAGGAGGAUCUUUUUCUAGGCUGUACAUGUUCGAGGUGUAGCUUAGGCGACGACUACAAGGGAGCCAAUAGUAACCUUCGGUUACAUUGUGAUAUCUUUUUGAUGAUAUCUAUAGGCUUGAAUAAGCAGGUGUGUACGAUAGUCAAAAUCACCUCCUUUCCCCUUAGGGCUGUUAACUAAUGUUAUGUUACAUUAUGUUUAUACUAAUAUCCUUUUGUGU